Messenger RNA from Entelurus aequoreus (snake pipefish), 3512 nucleotides. RefSeq names its product polypeptide N-acetylgalactosaminyltransferase 17-like. The transcript has 12 exons. Gene Ontology annotation, cellular component: Golgi apparatus. NCBI's taxonomy places the organism in Eukaryota, Metazoa, Chordata, Actinopteri, Syngnathiformes, Syngnathidae. The coding region runs from base 33 to 1820 and encodes 595 amino acids. The record is from RefSeq and is a predicted model, not a curated record.
CCCUGCUGUGCUCCGUACCUGGUGACCUCCUCAUGGCGGUGCUGGUCAGAAGAUGGAAACGUCUUCUGCUGCUCAACGGUGUGGCGUUGGUGGCGGUGCUGACCGUGUGGACCAUCAUCUGCACCCGAGAUUUACAAAUCAUUCUCCAUCCACAGCUGAAGGACACGGUGUUAGUACACAACAAAGAUCUGUCCAGAAGUCUUGGCCUGAUUGAGGGCAAGGACACAGACACCAACCUGUCCCGUCUGUCCUCAGACGAGGCGAAUAUGGCCCAGAAUCUGAGCCUAAAGUACGGCUAUAACGUCUACCUGAGCGACAAAAUCUCUCUGGACCGGACCAUUACGGGUUUCGGACCCAGCAGAUGCAAAGAAUUGACCUACCCGACCAACCUCCCCCAGAUGGCCCUCAUCUUCAUCUUCGUCAACGAGGCGCUGUCGGUCAUCCUGCGCUCGGUGCACUCAGCCAUCAAUCACACGCCGCCUCACCUGCUGAAGGAAAUCAUCCUGGUGGACGACCACAGCGACGACGAGCAGCUGAAAGAACCUCUGGAGGAAUACAUGAAGAAGCGCUACGGUGGCCUGGUCAAGAUCGUGAGGAACCAGAGGAGGGAGGGUCUGAUUAGGGCCAGAUUAGAAGGCUGGAAGGUGGCCACCGCCGAGGUCACGGGCUUCUUUGACGCCCACAUGGAGUUUACCCCAUACUGGGCCCAGCCGGUUCUUGCCAGAAUCAAAGAGGACCGCACGAGGAUCAUCCUGCCGUCCAUCGACAACAUCCAUUACGAAACCUUCGAGGUGGAGAGCUUCAUCAACCCGGCCCACGCCUUUGACUGGCAGCUGUGGUGCAUGUACAUGAAGGCACCCAAAGAAUGGAAAGAUCUAAACGACCCCACAGCCCCCAUCAGGAGUCCGUCCAUGAUCGGCUGCUCCUUUGUGGUGGACAGAGCCUACUUUGAGGAGCUGGGACUGUUGGAUGCGGGCAUGAACAUUUAUGGAGGGGAGAACGUGGAACUGAGCAUAAGGGUGUGGACGUGCGGGGGCAGCAUGGAGGUUCUCCCAUGUUCCAGAGUGGCUCACAUCGCUCGCUUCAAAAAGCCGUACAUGACCGAUGACAUCUACGCCAUCAUGCGGCGUAACGCCCUGCGCGUGGCCGAGGUGUGGAUGGACGAGUUCAAGCACAACGUCUACAUGGCCUGGAACAUCCCCAUGGAGAAUCAUGGCAUCGACUACGGGGACAUCUCCGAUAGGGUGGCGCUGAGGAAGAGGCUGCAGUGUAAGGACUUCAAAUGGUACCAGGAGAACAUCUACCCGGACCUGAAGAACAACAACGACACCAUCACAUACGGAGAGAUGCGCAGCUCCAAAGCCAACCAUCUGUGUUUGGACCAGGGGAUAAAGGAGAACUACACGGCCAUCUUGUUCGCGUGCCAUGGGUUGUCUCCUCAGGUGUGCGAUGGUCCCUGCGCCCCAGGAGCUCCAAACACAGGCACUAUAACACAAAGAAGGGAGGCAGCAGAAAGACAGCUGGUUCGUUACACCACCAAGGGUCAGCUGAUGUUGGGCGCGCUGGGCUUCCACAACUGGGGCGCUCGCUGCGUAGUGGACGACCGCAACCACGACCUACCGCGGCACCUGCCCUGCAACAAGGUGACAGACGUGCUGAAGAGCUUGUGGUUCUACACUCCGAACGGAAGGGUGCAGAACGCGGGCACAGGGCGCUGCUUGGAGGUGGUGAGCACCGGGAUUGACCCCUUCUUCAAGGUGGUGAUGCAGAAUUGCUCCGGACAGAUGUGGUCCAUUGGCCCGGUCCACGUCCAACCAUGAUGCACCACGCUGCAUGUCUUGUUCAGAAACAUUUCUGCCCUGUAGGAGGCGCUGUGAGCAUUAGAAAUAAUGGGAGCAAAUCAUCCAUCCAUCCAUCCAUUUUCUACCGCUUGUCCCUUUCGGGGUCGCGGGGGGUGCUGGAGCAAAAUCAUUCCGUUGCAAAUCACCCACUGUGUGUGCACCUUAAAUGACUAGAUAACCUAAUAAUAGACCUUUACUCUACAGUACACAUCAUACACUAGUACUAGUACUAUGAGUACACAUCAUACACUACUACUAGUACCACGACUACACAUGAUACACUAGUACUAGUACCACGAGUACACAUCAUACACUACUACUAGUGCCAUGAGUACACAUCAUACACUCGUACUAGUACCAUGAGUACACAUCAUACACUACUACUAGUACCACGACCAUGAGUACACAUCAUACACUACUACUAGUACCACGACCAUGAGUACACAUCAUACACUACUACUAUUACUACGACCAUGAGUACACAUCAUACACUACUACUAUUACCACAACCAUGAGUACACAUCAUACACUCGUACUAGUACCAUGAGUACACAUCAUACACUACUACUAUUACCACGACCAUGAGUACACAUCAUACACUACUACUAUUACCACGACCAUGAGUACACAUCAUACACUACUACUAUUACCACGACCAUGAUUACACAUCAUACACUACUACUAUUACCACGACCAUGAGUACACAUCAUACACUACUACUAUUACCACGACCAUGAGUACACAUCAUACACUCGUACUAGUACCAUGAGUACACAUCAUACACUACUACUAUUACCACGACCAUGAGUACACAUCAUACACUAGUACUAUUACCACGAUCAGAAGUAUACAUCAUACACUAGUACUAUUACCAAGACCAUGAGUACACAUUAUACACUAGUACAAUUACCACGAACAGAAGUAUACAUCAUACGCUAGUACUAUUACCAAGACCAUGAGUACACAUCAUACACUACUACUAUUACCACGACCAGAAGUAUACAUCAUACACUACUACUAUUACCACGACCAGAAGUAUACAUCAUACACUAGUACUAUUACCACGACUAGAAGUAUACAUCAUACACUACUAUUACCACGACAAGAAGUAUACAUCAUACACUAGUACUAUUACCACGACUAGAAGUAUACAUCAUACACUAGUACUAUUACCACGACUAGAAGUAUACAUCAUACACUAGUACUAUUACCACGACUAGAAGUAUACAUCAUACACUACUACUAUUACCACGACCAUGACAACACAUCAAACACUAGUACUAUUACCACGAACAGAAGUACACAUCAUACACUAGUACUAUUACCACGAACAGAAGUACACAUCAUACACUAGUACUAUUACCACGAACAGAAGUACACAUCAUACACUAGUACUAUUACCACGAACAGAAGUACACAUCAAACACUAGUACUAUUACCACGAACAGAAGUACACAUCAUAAACUAGUACUAUUACCACGAACAGAAGUACACAUCAUAAACUAGUACUAUUACCACGACCAUGAGUACACAUCAUACACUAGUACUAUUACCACGACCAUGAGUACACAUCAUACACUAGUACUAGUACCUUGACCAGAAGUAUACAUCAUACAUGACUAGUAGUACUGCUCUUGCCAGCCGUUCAAUGUUUGCCUCCCUCUCCUUGGU